GCAGAUCUUCCGACCUUCAUCCAAUUUUUCCCGACCCGCAAUUCCCGCUCGCCCUUGGCUGUGUGCAGGUUUGCGCAAUAUCCCUCUACAACGAGCACGGAACCAAGCCGGACACCCCGACCACACUCCGUGCGCCUCACUCUCUCCACUCCCCUGCACAGGCAAAGGCUUCACUUCCUCCUCCGACAUCACCACAUCCUUUCUCCGGCCCCUUCCUCCCCCGCACCGCCAGCGACCCCGACCGCCCGGCCCCCCUUCUACCGAACAAUUCGCCAGUCGUCUUCUCCAUCCGAUCCGCAAACAUGUCAUUCGCCCUUGUUUCCCGGCGCUCGGCCCUCACCUUCGGCCGCCGCGCGGUCCGCUUCGAGUCUACCUCCUCCCAGAAGGCUACCGAGGCCGCCAAGAAGACUGCUGCUAAGGCCUCCGAGCUCUCGACCAAGGCUUCCGAGGGCCUCUCCCGCGUCAGCUCCGCCGCCGGCCCUGCCCUCGCCAAAUACGCCAAGAGCCUCUCCAGCACCCUCGGCCGCGUCGGUGGCCGCACCGGCAAGCUGAUUGCCUUCGUCGAGCGCCAGACCCCCUUCGUCAUCUACUACAGCAAGGUCGCUGCUGAGCUUGGCCGCAUUGUCUUCAGGGGCCAGAGCAUGACUCCUCCCUCCGUCUCUACCUUCCAGACCUACUUCCAGAACUUCGUGAAGUCCGUCAAGUCCGGCUCUUUCUUCUCCAAGGCCGGUGCUCCCCUCCAGAACGUCCGCAACAUCUCCAGGACACAGGUCGCCGCUGCUGGUGUUCUCCUCGCUGAGUGCCUCGGCUUCUUCACCAUUGGCGAGAUGAUCGGCCGUCUCAAGCUCAUCGGCUACCACGGCGAGACCCACGCCGCCGCCCACUAAACGGACUUCCACCUUCCUC
Neurospora tetraspora is the source of this 906-nucleotide messenger RNA. Its product is annotated as mitochondrial ATP synthase g subunit-domain-containing protein. The coding region runs from base 303 to 887 and encodes 194 amino acids. The record is from RefSeq and is a predicted model, not a curated record. Gene Ontology annotation, biological process: proton motive force-driven ATP synthesis. The transcript has 3 exons. Gene Ontology annotation, molecular function: proton-transporting ATP synthase activity, rotational mechanism. NCBI's taxonomy places the organism in Eukaryota, Fungi, Ascomycota, Sordariomycetes, Sordariales, Sordariaceae.